This is a messenger RNA of Misgurnus anguillicaudatus (oriental weatherfish), 2501 nucleotides long. It is a transcript of the gene cpne2, whose product is annotated as copine II. NCBI's taxonomy places the organism in Eukaryota, Metazoa, Chordata, Actinopteri, Cypriniformes, Cobitidae. Gene Ontology annotation, molecular function: calcium-dependent phospholipid binding. Gene Ontology annotation, cellular component: plasma membrane. Gene Ontology annotation, biological process: cellular response to calcium ion. The record is from RefSeq and is a predicted model, not a curated record.
UGCAAACACGUCAAUAUGACGGUAUCAUCAAAUGUAGGCAAAAUCGUGUGUUAUUUCCCCCAAACGUAACGUUUCUUUAAGACAACCUUUUAAAGCCGUUUCAGACACAGCAUUGAGAAGAUAUAGUUGAUUGUUAUAACAGUCACAGAUGUGUGUGGACACGGGCGGAGUUGUCAGAGCUGUGAAAGAAAACUACACAACUGUUGGGUUUAUUGAGCGCGCGCCACUCUCGAGUCUAAACGCGCUAGAAGCAGCGACGCGCUUUCUUCUUUAACGGGGUUUAUCUUUUAACGCAUCACACAUUGGCAUCGUCUUCGUUUACCUGGAUAAUGCGAUCAACCCAAAAUCAUUUUGAAACGCUGAGCUGGUGCCACCAAUAGACUACACAACAGAAAAAGACGCUCGAGUGAAGUAGGACGCAUAUACCGAGGGGGUGUGGGAGAGGAGGUACUCCCAUCUCUAUGGCCUAUACUCUGGGCUCGGGGCCCGACGUGGCUCCUGUCAUUGGGUCCCAGCACUGCAUCACAAAGGUAGAGCUGUCUGUUUGUGGCUCCAAUCUGCUAGACCGUGACGUGGCAUCAAAGUCAGACCCCUUCUGUGUUCUUUUCCAAGAGGUGGAUAGCAACUGGGUGGAGCUUGCUCGAACGGAGACUGCCGUAAACAACCUGAAUCCAGUAUUUGGUGUGAAAUUUCAAGUGGACUAUCACUUCGAGGAAGUACAGAAGCUCAAGUUUGCCAUGUUUGAUGAGGACAAGUGCAGCACACAACUUUACGAACAUGACUUUCUGGGCGAGUUUACCUGCACACUGGGAGUGAUUGUGUCAAAUAAGAAGCUACAUCGACCACUUAUCUUAGCAAACGGCAAGCCGGCAGGAAAGGGGGCCAUCACAAUAACAGCCCAGGAGUUAUCAGACAACAGAAUAAUAACCUUGACCAUGUGUGGGAAGAAGCUGGAUAAAAAGGACUUUUUCGGAAAAUCAGACCCCUAUUUAGAAUUCCACAAACAAGGGGAUGAUGGGAAAUGGAUGAUGGUUCACAGAACAGAGGUCAUUAAAAACACUUUGGAUCCUGUGUGGAAGCCUUUCACGGUUCCUCUCAUCUCACUCUGUAAUGGAGAUGUGGACAGAAGCAUCAAGGUGCUGUGCUAUGAUUAUGACAAUGACGGAAGUCACGACUUCAUCGGCGAGUUUCAAACCACCGUCAACAAGAUGAGCGAAGCGCAGAACUCAGUGGAGGUUGAAUUUGAAUGCAUUAAUCCCAAAAAACAAAAGAAAAAGAACUACAAAAACUCUGGGGUCAUAAUUAUUAAGUCAUGCAAGAUCACAAGAGAUUACUCUUUCCUGGACUAUAUUCUGGGUGGUUGUCAACUCAUGUUUACUGUCGGCAUUGACUUCACGGCAUCCAACGGAAACCCGCGGGACGCGUCCUCUCUUCAUUAUAUCAACCCGAUGGGCAGCAACGAAUAUCUAUCCGCCAUAUGGGCCGUAGGCCAGAUCAUCCAAGACUAUGAUACCGACAAAAUGUUUCCCGCACUUGGAUUCGGGGCUCAACUCCCACCUGAUUGGAAGGUGUCUCAUGAAUUUGCAAUCAACUUUAAUCCCACCAACCCUUUCUGUUCGGGUGUGGAGGGGAUUGUACAGGCUUACUCCAACUGCCUGCCUCACAUUCGUUUCUAUGGACCCACCAACUUCGCCCCCAUCAUCAAUCACGUGGCCCGCUUUGCCACCCAAGCCCUCCAGCAGGACACUGCUGCACAAUACUUCACACUACUGAUAAUUACCGAUGGCGUGAUCAGUGAUAUGGAUGAGACGCGUCACGCUAUAGUCCAGGCCGCCAAGCUGCCCAUGUCCAUCAUCAUCAUUGGGGUGGGCAAUGCCGACUUUACAGCCAUGGAAUUUCUGGAUGGAGACAGCAGCGUGUUGCGAUCCUACACGGGAGAGGAGGCAGUCCGAGAUAUUGUGCAAUUCGUCCCAUUCAGAGACUUUCGCGAUGCUCCGAAGGAAACUUUAGCCAAAUCCGUAUUGGCAGAGCUGCCUCAACAGGUCACACAGUAUUUCAAACAGAGGAACCUGUCGCCUAGAAACACGAUGACGGAAUAAGAGCUCGAAGCCUUAAGUUCACAUUGCAUGUUGCCAAAACCUGCUAACUGUUUACAAACCCCCUUGACCUAUUUAACGGACAAAGUGCAUGUUUUUGCUGUAAAUAAGUGUUUUUAGUAAAUGGUUUAUUUAUUGGUUUAUAUAUAUGACAACUCAUCACUGAAGAUGCAAUGGCUAUUUGUGUGUCUAUCACAAAAUAAGUAACAGUAUAAGGCUGAAUGUAACUUUAUACUACAGUUUUUUGUGUUUUAAGAAAAGUGAAAGAUAAAGAAUAUGUUGUAUGUGGUGAUUUGUAUGCAAUGUGAUAGUCGUAUGGUGCCAUUGUCAACGUGGUGUUUUUUUGUACAGUUUUACUGGUUGUUUAUGUUUUACUCAGGUGAAUAAAUUUAUUUGUGAAAAGCA